Molecule: messenger RNA, 3790 nt
Organism: Marchantia polymorpha subsp. ruderalis
Lineage: Eukaryota; Viridiplantae; Streptophyta; Marchantiopsida; Marchantiales; Marchantiaceae
Source: the annotation of a GenBank genome assembly
UGUGCUUUAAAUUGGCAAAUCUUAAUGAUCGUUACAUGAAGCACGGUCUUGAAUCUGGACUUUGAAUGCUCCCGCCUACAAACACGAAUUGGAGAAUCAUAAACUUGAGUUUAGAAGGUGAACCUUCCCGCCCUUGACACUGAAUAAGAGAUGCAAAUUUGGUGAGAUUGUGGACAGUAUAGAGUCUCCCCACUAUGUUAUCGUUGGUCGAAGGAGAAGUUCGAUCUUUUCAUUAGCCUCCACAAUCUUGGUUCAGUCAGAGCUCCCAUGGUCUCGAGAACUUCCGAGCGUAGAGAUUUCUUCUUUUGUGUAUCGUUCCGCUUGGUGACCCUGUGAUCGCCUAGUUGAUACUGGCAGAUCUCAGAGGUUCCGUGACUGUUGUGGUCUUUUCGAGUUCUUAUUUUUCACGUUCAUAUGUGUCAAGAAGAGCGCAUUUUAAGCCGCGCUUCUUUCGUAUGUGUCAGUGGUUGAAGUAGUUGUAUUGUCGAGGCGAUCUUAGGAUUGGCGUUGUGAAAGAAUAUUUGGUUGAACAUCCGUUGUAGCUUUUGAUUUCUAGUUUCAAGAGGUUCUUCAGUCUCGAAUUUCGAAAGCGGAACCUUCUAGUCUAUCGAAGAUACAUGGGAGUCUCAUGCAGAACAUGUUAGCAUACGAGGACUUUGUGAUACGUGGCACACUACUCAAAGUCCAGAUUUCUUGGAAUUGCGUACUUUUCUGGUGGAAUUCCCAUUCGUCUACAACGAACAGGAAGAGGUUAUUCCGCGAAAAUAUCUCAGUGAUCUGUAUAGUGAGUCUAUAGAGUGACCUCUCUGCUUGAGAUUUUCAGGUUAAGUUUGUGAUGCAAUGGAUGCCUGGACGCCUAGGAGAAGAGCAUGCUCCGAGAUGAUUUUACAUGGCUCGGAAGCAAGAUCUACGAGAUCCAAGACCUCUUCAUCAUCAUUUGAUGCGCUUGAAGGAAAUGCUACGAUUUGGACAUCAGAAAAAGGAAAGAACUUCCUUUGGAGGGACAAGGAAAAUGUGGAGACUGCAACUACGUUUCCAGAAUCUACGCGAGAAGAUCCGGAUCCUUUGUUACGAACAAGCCUUUCUUCACCAAAAAAGCUGAAGUAUUCGAGAAGAAGACUUGAUAGCUUGGAUAGUCAUCGACUUCAUUCUGAAGUGCAUACCUUGAACGGAAAGAGUGCCACUAGCUGCAUCAAUGACUCAGAACGGGAGCUCUUGGGUGAAAGGCAAAAUGGUAGCCGAAAUGGUGGGAAGGUACAGUCUGUUAUGAAGGGAAUCGACUGCAAUAUGUCAAGUGAUCAAAGGAUGUUCAUUUCAUGCAAUUUUCUUCCACCAGCUGUGAAAAUGGACGAAGCUAGAAGAAGAUGGCCUCAUCGAUACAAGAAUAAAGAUGAAGCAAAGAUUUCAGACGGGGAGGAUACAGCAAUAUUUGUUGCAAACGACAGGAAUUUCAGAUCGAAAGAGACUGAGCUGGAAUACGUCAAUCAUUACUCGAAGGCCAAUGUUGAUGGCCAUUUUUUUAAUUUGGAUGACUGUGUUCAUUUGAAUGCCGAGCCUGGGAGCAGCAAGAAGGAUCAUGUAGCAAGAAUUCUGGAACUGUUUGAAACUUCAGACAAGACAUGCUGGUGCAGACUUCAGUGGUUCUAUCGGCCAGAGGACACUGUUCUGGCUAAAAGUGGAUCACUUGUGGAGGAUGCGGGAGAGCUACAUGAAAACUUGUUAUUUUACUCUAGUUUCGAGUCAGACGAAUUGUUAGAAUGCCUCUUAAGUAAAGCAAGAGUGUUGCACUUGGAUCUGAGAUUUCAACAUUUGAAUUGGGUAUUUCCCAAAAAGAUCUACUUUUACACGAUGGGAUACAAAGAAGAGUACUCGACCUUUUAUGCAUUGCCUGAAGAUAAGCAGAGCAAAGGAAUGGUUGCAGAAGACAGAUCCAGGGAACCGUUGUUGCUAGAUCUAUAUUGUGGAUGUGGAGGUAUGUCCACUGGCUUGUGUAUGGGAGCACGCUUGAGACAAGUCAAAAUGCAAACGCAAUGGGCCGUGGACAUAAAUAAAAGUUCAUGCAAGAGCAUCAAAUUUAACGAUCCGAAGACACAGGUCUAUAAUUGUCAAGCUGAAUGCUUUUUAUCGCUUAUUAAAAAAUGGGAUGAGCUCUGCGAAAGAUUUCCCGAAGAUGAACAAGUUCAUUUGGGUUCCAACACUGAGGAUGAAGACAGCGAAGAAGAGGAUUCUAAACCUCAAACUUUUGAAGUUCAAGAUAUUCUUGCCAUACGAUGGUCCAAAAGAGGGAAGAGUCGGGAGAACACGAUAGGACACAUCCAAUUCAAGGUGAAGUGGAAGGGAUACAAAAAACCACAAGAUGAUACGUGGGAGCCGGAAGAGAAUCUGAAAAAUUGCUCAGACAUCUUGAAGAGAUUUAUUUUGUCCGGGAGAGCAAGAAAAAUAUUACCUCGACCUGGAGAAUGUGACGUGAUAUGCGGUGGUCCCCCUUGUCAAGGCGUGUCUGGCAAGAACCUGCAUCGUGAUACAGAGAAGCCUCUUCGCUGUGGGAAGAACAAACAAGUCAUUACGUACAUGGACAUCGUUGAAUUCCUCAAACCGAGAUUCAUGAUUAUGGAGAAUGUCGUAGACAUUCUUCGAUUUGGCGAUGGAGUUGUUGGAAGAUAUGCAUUAACCAGAUUAGUGAAAAUGAACUAUCAGGCCAAGCUUGGUUUAAUGGCAGCUGGAAGGUACGGAGUUCCUCAAUAUCGUCAGAGAGUGUUUCUAUGGGGAGCUGCUAAAGCUGAGGUGCUGCCUGCAUUUCCCUUGCCAACACACGACGUGGAGAAGGUGCGAAUGGGUGUCCCCGCCGACUUGACGAAAAAUCUUGUGUGGUUUGGAGAUAAAAUACCCAGGCUUCGAAGACAUAUCACUUUGAAGGAUGCUUUGACCGAUUUACCGCCGAUUGAUAAUUUUGAGCAAAGAGAAGAAAUGGAUUAUCUGACUCCACCAACAAACCCUUUUCAAAGGUUAUUGCGAAAGCCUCAGUAUGAGCUUCAACUUGAGACCAAGCCUCGAAAAUGGAAGGCAGUAAAAGUCUUGGAUCAUCGUCCCCUCAAACUAAAUGAAGACGAUCUUGAAAGGACAUGCCUUAUUCCUAGAAGAAAGGGUUCAAGCUUCCGUGACUUGCCCGGAGUUAAGAUUUUGCCGGAUGGAACACACGAGAUUGAGAGAGAAAACAGACAAACGUGCAAAUCUGGCAAACCACUGGUACCGGAGUAUGCUCUCACAUGGAAAGCAAAGAAGAACAAACAGUCAUUCGGUCGCCUGUGGUGGGAUGAGACAGUAGGCACAGUCUGCACUGGAGCGUCUCCUCAUGGUCAGCGCCUUUUGCACCCAGAUCAAGAUCGGACUCUUUCAGUAAGAGAAUGCGCGCGCUUACAAGGGUUUCCGGACUAUUACAAAUUCUGUGGUUCUGUUGAAGACAGGUACGUCCAGGUUGGCAACGCUGUGUCUGUACCCAUAGCCCGAGCAUUGGGUUACUGCCUCGCAGAAGCUUUAGUUCAUCAAGGUAAAGAGGAGAUUGAAGCAGUCACUAGCCUUCCGGAUGAUUUUCCGAAUCACAAUCGUGAGGAAUCUUUGAGAUGAAACACUAUCGUAAAUAGAAACUGAUAGCAUUUUUCAUAUAGUUUGCUAUAUUACGCAAUAUUAAAAAGGAUUCAAUGAAGAUAAUCGAUAUGAAAUAUUAGAAAUAUAAUUACUGUACUACCAUCUCGACAUAAGACAAAGUCGUUAAAAGCCACAUGAAUUUUGU